Hippocampus zosterae (dwarf seahorse) is the source of this 2161-nucleotide messenger RNA. It is a transcript of the gene arhgef39, whose product is annotated as Rho guanine nucleotide exchange factor (GEF) 39. Gene Ontology annotation, molecular function: guanyl-nucleotide exchange factor activity. The transcript is spliced from 13 exons. NCBI's taxonomy places the organism in Eukaryota, Metazoa, Chordata, Actinopteri, Syngnathiformes, Syngnathidae. Gene Ontology annotation, biological process: positive regulation of cell migration. The record is from RefSeq and is a predicted model, not a curated record. Bases 386 to 1678 code for a protein of 430 amino acids. Gene Ontology annotation, cellular component: plasma membrane.
UUCUUCCACGGAUUUCACACUUUAGCCUCCUGCGUGACGACCUGAUUACCGAGGGCAUCACUUUUAUCUCGUAAUGAGCCGCAAACUGCUGAGCACUCUUUUCUUUCUCAAGGAGCCGCACUCUAAUCGUCAGUGGAAAAGCUAUCAACUAUAAGGGCAGAAGAGCAAUAUUUAACCUUGCCAAAAUGUCCCGUAAAACGACGACCAACUGGAACGAGGAGGUACUCAAAUUUUGAAAAAUGAAAACAUAAGGAAGCGGAUGUUGACUGAACCAAUCAGAUUGCGUGACGUUUCAAAACCGGAAAAGGGAAACCCAACCCAAAAAGGGCGCCUGGAUUGAAAGUGAAGACGUUGAACUAAGGGUAAACUCUUUGACGCCGCGACCAUGAGUUUCUCUCCGUGUCCACCUGAUGCGCUCGCUGGCAACAGCAUCCAGCAGCAGAGGGACCUCUGGGAGAGGAAACGGAGCCGAGCAGCCAGAGAAUUGGUGCAGUCGGAGCAGCGGUACUGCCAACAGCUCGGGCUAGUCACCACUUACUUUGUGGAGAUUUUGAAGGCCAAAGGAACCCUGAGGCAGGACAUUCGAGAAAGCAUCUUCACUUCAAUUAAAGCCAUUCACUCAGUAAACCAAUCUUUGCUGGUUCACCUGGAGAACGGUUACUUCGGGAGAGGCUUCGACCAGUUUUGCCCUCAACUGCACCACUACAACGUCUUUGUGGACAACAUUUACGAUGCCCAAAAAGCGCUCCGGAUCCAGCUGAAGAAAAACAAGGCCUUCAGGCGGUUUAAGAAGCUCCAGGAAGGCCGACCCGAGUUCAACAACCACACGCUGGAGGACUUGCUUCAACUUCCUAUCAAGCGGAUUGAUCAGUAUAAAGGUUUUCUGCAAGAGAUGACUGCCAAUACGACUCCUGAUAACCCGGAGUUCCAACAGCUUUCCCGGGCGGUGGCUGCGGUGGAAAAACUGCACCAGCGUAUCCAGAACAAUACCCGUCGCCACGAGAACCACCUGCAGCUGUGCCGGGUGCAGAAACUGCUGAAGGGGCGAAAGACGAAGGUGUUGGCUGCAGGGAGGUGGUACAUCCGGGAAGGCUGGCUGAAGGUGGUCCCUACCAAGGGAGCGGACGCCAAACCCAAAAUGUUUUUCCUGUUUUCCGACAUGCUUCUGCAGGCCAAGCCGUGCAGUGCCCUGCAUCCCACCGACAGUGACAAGUUUGCAGGCCAGCACGCCUAUCCGCUGCGAGAGUGCGCCGUGGAAAAGGUGUUCGGCCACACCAAGGGCAAAGGAGGUCUGCUCAGUCUGACUUUCCCCGAAGCCAAACUCCUGCUCAUGUCAAGCAACCAGGAGGAUUUUAACGACUGGUACCAAAGUCUGGUGUCAGCUGUUAGGAAGCUUCAGCCCAGGUCGACGGUUGUCCUCCAGCGAGAGGAUUUGAACCAACAACCCCUCAGCUCGGCUUCUGACGGCAACAAUUUACCAAGCAGCAGUAGCAGCAGCAGCCAUGCCAAUAGGAAGAGGAACAUGGUAAAGACACACAGUCAGAAAGUGAACAAUGAGCCGGGUGAGCUUGCGCACAGAGCGGCCGUUGAGUGGGAGAGCAGCGCCCCCAAAAGGAUAAAAGACUCCACUACAGAGCACAGUUCAGAGGUGUCCACGUCGAGCUGCGUUAUCCUCUGAGAAGUUGCCUUCCCAAAUGCAGAGGGAAUUCCGCACGUGUGACGCACAUGGGCUCCUCUGGUGAUGGUCUGAGAGUUUCACUUCAGACUUUUAAGUUCACGCCGGGACCUCUGUUGUUUUCUUUAUUUUCCUCUAUGUGAACAAGUUACGCUUUCGCCGUUUCGUGUGCAAUACAAAUAUCGCUUGUAUGUAGACCAAAUAUGUGAAAUUGAUUUCAAAAGGAAGCAAUAUGUCAGUUGCACUCCAUUAUGACAUAUUUAUACCCAAAGCCAGUUACAUUCAAAUAUGCUUUUUUAUGUUUUUUUUUUAUAUACACGAGUGCCUUCUUUUUUAUCCUUAUGUAAGCAAAUGACAUUGACGAUCAUUUUGGGAGUUUCUACGAUGAAUUGAUUCAUAUCCUCGUGAUUCUAAUAUUAUUAUAAUGUUAAAACCAAUUACUAAUCACAUCGAGAGACAAUUUCUCAAUAAAACUCACAAACAGGA